This is a messenger RNA of Jatropha curcas, 1512 nucleotides long. It is a transcript of the gene CYP726A23, whose product is annotated as premnaspirodiene oxygenase-like. The record is from RefSeq and is marked predicted. Lineage: Eukaryota; Viridiplantae; Streptophyta; Magnoliopsida; Malpighiales; Euphorbiaceae. Gene Ontology annotation, molecular function: iron ion binding; oxidoreductase activity, acting on paired donors, with incorporation or reduction of molecular oxygen; heme binding.
AUGGAACAUCAAAUCCUCUCAUUUCCAGCUCUUUUCAGUUUCCUUCUUUUUCUUCUGGUCUUAUUAAAAGUAUCCAAGAAAUUAUACAAACAUGAUUCUAACCCUCCACCCGGACCAUGGAAAUUACCUUUCUUAGGUAACAUUCUCCAGCUUGCCGGCGACACAUUUCAUAGACGGUUAACAGAGUUGGCUAAAACUCAUGGCCCGGUAAUGAGUAUUAAUGUCGGUCAGAUUCCUUAUGUUGUCGUUUCUUCCCCGGAAACAGCCAAAGAAGUAAUGAAAAUUCAAGAUCCAGUUUUCGCCGACCAUCCGGUUGUCCUUGCAGCAGAAGUAAUUCUUUAUAGCCCAUACGACAUCUUUUUUGCGCCCUACGGAGAUCACUUGAAACAAAUGAGAAAAUUUUGCACGGUCGAAUUACUUAGCACAAAACGAGUACAGUCGUUUCGAUCUGUGAGAGAAGAAGAAGUUGCAGAUUUUGUAAAAUUUCUGCGUUCAAAAGAGGGAAGUUCUGUUAAUCUUACUCAUACUUUAUUUGCUUUGACAAAUUCUAUAGUUGCAAGAACUGCUGUUGGUCAUAGAAGCAAAAAUCAAGAAGGAUUGUUAAAAGUUAUUGAUGAAGCAGUUUUAGCUUCAUCAGGUGUUAAUAUAGCUGAUAUCUUUCCUUCCUUACAAUGGCUUCCUUCAGUCAAAAGGGAAAGGUCUAGAAUUUGGAAAACGCAUCGUGAAACAGAUAAGAUUCUCGAAGAUGUUUUGCAAGAGCAUAGAGCUAACAGGAAGGCGGCAGUUCCCAAGAAUGGAGAUCAGAGCCAAGCUGAUAAUCUUCUUGAUGUUCUUUUGGAUCUUCAAGAAAGUGGAAAUCUUGAUGUUCCCUUACCUGAUGCCGCCAUCAAAGGAACAAUCAUGGAAAUGUUUGGGGCUGGCAGCGACACGUCCUCAAAAACAGUAGAAUGGGCAAUGGCAGAGUUGAUGAGGAAUCCAGAAGUAAUGAGAAAAGCACAAGAAGAAUUGCGGAGUUUCUUUGGUGAAAAUGGAGAGGUUGAGGAUGCAAAAAUUCAGGAAUUAAAAUGUUUAAAGUUAAUUAUUAAAGAAACAUUGAGAUUACAUCCUCCAGGUGCAGUAAUUCCAAGGCUUUGUAGGGAAAGAACUAAAGUCGCUGGAUACGACAUUUAUCCUAAUACUAAGAUUUUCGUUAAUACAUGGGCAAUUGGAAGAGAUCCUGAAAUUUGGAGUGAAGCUGAGAAAUUCAAUCCCGACAGAUUUAUUGACAGUUCAAUUGAUUAUAAGGGUAACAAUUUUGAACUGAUUCCAUUUGGUGCAGGAAGAAGAAUAUGCCCCGGAAUUACAUUAGCUUCAGCUAAUAUGGAACUUUUCCUUGCAAACUUGCUAUAUCAUUUUGACUGGAAAUUUCCUCAAGGAAUAACAGCAGAGAAUCUCGACAUGAAUGAAUGUUUUGGAGGAGCUGUCAAAAGAAAAGUAGACCUUGAACUCAUUCCUAUUCCAUUCCGUACUUAA